AUGCUUAGAGCCACGACCCUGAAAAAGGCGUCCGGCAGCGGUCUGCUGCGUGGCAGCUCCGCCUGCUCUGCCUGCCGGAGGUCGCUGUUCCUGGCGACGGCGUCCAAGAAUGCCCCCGGUGCCAUUGCGACGCGGCGACCCUUGGCUGUCAUUGAGCGCACCUUCAACACCAGCCGGAGACAGUAUGCGGCGGCUGCACAGAAUACGGGUAGUGGGGUGGGAAACACGGCCAACUACAUUGACGAGAUGUACCUCGCCUGGCGGAAAGAUCCCUCCAGCGUCCACAUCUCGUGGCAGACCUACUUCAAGAACAUGGAGGAAGGCAACAUGCCCAUCUCCCAGGCCUUCCAACCGCCGCCGACCAUCGUGCCCGCCCCCGCCGCUGGCGUCCCCCAGCACCUGCCUGGCGCUGGGCCCGAUCUGAUGAACCACCUCAAGGUCCAGCUGCUCGUCCGUGCGUAUCAGGCCCGCGGCCACCACAAGGCCAAGAUCGACCCGCUGGGCAUCCGUGGUGAGGUCGAGGCGUUCGGUUACCACAAGCCCAAGGAGCUCGAACUCAGCCACUACGGCUUCACCGAGAAGGACCUGGAUCUGGAGUUCACCCUGGGCCCCGGUAUCUUGCCCCGCUUCGAGACCGAAACCCGUAAGAAGAUGAGCCUCCGCGAAAUCAUCGCCACCUGCGAAAAGGUCUACUGCGGUUCCUACGGUGUCGAGUACAUUCACAUUCCCGACCGCGUGCUCUGCGACUGGAUCCGUGACCGCUUCGAGGUCCCGCAGCCCUACAAGUACUCCGUCGACGACAAGCGCCGCAUUCUGGACCGGCUCAUCUGGAGUUCCAGCUUCGAGGCCUUCCUGGCCACCAAGUUCCCCAACGACAAGCGUUUCGGUCUGGAGGGUUGUGAGUCCCUGGUCCCCGGUAUGAAGGCCCUCAUCGACCGCAGCGUCGAGCACGGCAUCAAGGACAUUGUCAUCGGUAUGCCCCACCGUGGUCGUUUGAACGUCCUCUCCAACGUCGUCCGCAAGCCGAACGAAUCCAUCUUCAGUGAGUUCUCCGGCACCGCCGAACCCACCGACGAGGGUUCCGGUGACGUGAAGUACCACCUCGGCAUGAACUUCGAGCGCCCCACGCCGUCCGGGAAGCGUGUCCAGCUGUCGCUGGUCGCCAACCCAUCCCAUCUGGAAGCGGAGGACCCUGUCGUGCUGGGCAAGACGCGCGCCAUCCAGCACUACAACAACGACGAGAAGGAGUUCAAGACUGCGAUGGGUGUCCUGCUGCACGGAGAUGCCGCCUUCGCCGCCCAGGGUGUGGUCUACGAGACCAUGGGUUUCCACUCGCUGCCCGCCUACUCGACUGGAGGCACCAUCCACAUCAUUGUGAACAACCAGAUCGGAUUCACUACGGACCCUCGCUUCGCUCGUUCGACUCCAUACUGCUCCGAUAUCGCCAAGGCGAUCGACGCCCCUGUCUUCCACGUCAAUGCCGACGAUGUCGAGGCGGUCAACUACGUCUGCCAGGUCGCCGCCGAUUGGCGCGCCACGUUCAAGCGUGAUGUCGUUGUCGACAUCGUCUGCUACCGGAAGCAGGGUCACAACGAGACCGACCAGCCCUCCUUCACCCAGCCGCUGAUGUACAAGCGCAUCGCGACCCAGAAGAGCCAGCUCGACAAGUACGUCGAGAAGCUCAUUGCUGAGGGCACCUUCACCAAGGAAGAUAUCGACGAGCACAAGAAAUGGGUCUGGGGCAUGCUGAACGACAGCUUCGACCGCAGCAAGGACUACCAACCCACCAGCAAGGAGUGGCUGACCUCCGCCUGGAACGGCUUCAAGACCCCCAAGGAGCUGGCCACCGAGGUCCUGCGACACCUGCCCACCGGUGUCGAUGCGGACACGUUGCGUUUGAUUGCGGACAAGAUCAGCGGCGCUCCGGAGGGCUUCAACGUCCACCGCAACCUCAAGCGGAUCCUGGCCAACCGGAAGAAGACCGUCGAGGAGGGCAAGGGCAUUGACUGGGCCACCGCCGAGGCUCUGGCCUUCGGUACCCUGGUGAAGGAAGGCCACCACGUCCGUGUGUCGGGACAGGAUGUCGAGCGUGGUACCUUCUCGCAGCGUCACGCCGUUCUGCACGACCAGGAAACCGAGGCCACCUACACCCCUCUGCAGCACAUCAGCCCGGACCAGGCCACCUUUGUCAUCUCUAACUCCUCGUUGAGCGAGUAUGGCGUUCUCGGCUUCGAGUACGGAUACUCUCUAACCUCGCCCAAUGCGCUGGUGAUGUGGGAGGCCCAGUUCGGUGACUUCGCCAACAACGCCCAAUGUAUCAUUGAUCAAUUCAUUGCCUCGGGUGAAAUGAAGUGGCUGCAGCGAUCGGGUCUGGUUGUGUCGCUGCCUCACGGCUACGACGGCCAGGGUCCGGAGCACUCCUCCGGUCGGAUGGAGCGCUGGCUGCAGCUCUGCAAUGAGGAGCCUCGUGUGUACCCAUCCCCCGACAAGCUGGACCGCCAGCACCAGGACUGCAACAUGCAGGUUGCCUGCAUGACCACCCCGGCCAACCUCUUCCACAUCCUGCGUCGCCAGAUCAACCGCCAGUUCCGGAAACCUUUGAUCAUCUUCUUCUCGAAAUCCCUGCUGCGUCACCCGAUUGCCCGGUCCAACAUUGAGGACUUCACGGGUGACUCUCACUUCCAGUGGAUCAUUCCUGACCCGGCCCACCAGACUUCUGCGAUCGACGAGCCCGAGAAGAUCGAGCGUGUCAUCCUCUGCACUGGCCAGGUCUACGCCGCCCUGGUGAAACACCGCGAGAGCUUGGGCAUCCGCAACACCGCCAUCACCCGUGUCGAGCAGCUGCACCCGUUCCCGUGGGCUCUGCUGAAGGAGAACCUGGACAGUUACCCCAAUGCUAAGAACAUCGUGUGGGCUCAGGAGGAGCCGCUGAACGCGGGUGCAUGGAGCUACGUCCAGCCUCGUAUCGAGACCCUGCUGAACGAGACCAAGUACCACAACCGCCGCCACGUGCUGUACGCUGGUCGCCCGCCGAGCGCCUCGGUGGCCACUGGUAUCAAGGCCAUGCACGUCAAGGAAGAGCAGGAGUUGCUGGAGGAGGCGUUUAGUGUGCACCAGGAGCGCUUGAAGGGCGAGUAA
This is a messenger RNA of Rasamsonia emersonii CBS 393.64, 3138 nucleotides long. Its product is annotated as Oxoglutarate dehydrogenase (succinyl-transferring). The record is from RefSeq and is a predicted model, not a curated record. NCBI's taxonomy places the organism in Eukaryota, Fungi, Ascomycota, Eurotiomycetes, Eurotiales, Trichocomaceae. Gene Ontology annotation, biological process: tricarboxylic acid cycle. Gene Ontology annotation, cellular component: mitochondrion; oxoglutarate dehydrogenase complex. The transcript is spliced from 4 exons. Bases 1 to 3138 code for a protein of 1045 amino acids. Gene Ontology annotation, molecular function: oxoglutarate dehydrogenase (succinyl-transferring) activity; thiamine pyrophosphate binding.